Lagopus muta (rock ptarmigan) is the source of this 2749-nucleotide messenger RNA. RefSeq lists its product as uncharacterized. The record is from RefSeq and is a predicted model, not a curated record. Bases 749 to 2689 code for a protein of 646 amino acids. NCBI's taxonomy places the organism in Eukaryota, Metazoa, Chordata, Aves, Galliformes, Phasianidae. The transcript has 2 exons.
UCUAUGUUUUUUGUUUUUGUUUUUGGGUUUCAGUAUUCCACAUCAAAACAUCAUGUAGUGUACGGGGCAUUAAAGUGUCACUGCCCAAUCCCAGCUACCUAUCCCUGUACAUUACAGAAGUCACGGGAUCUGGCCCUUCCGGGUGGGGGGGGCGCUCUCUUGCUGCCUGGCAGUGGGUGCUGGAGGGUGCUUUCCUAGCCGUUCCAAGCUUUCCAGGUUUGAAUCGGUCCCGGGCUCUCUCUCUCUCAUCUUGUCUGAUUUAUUAAUCUCAAUUGCAAUUAAAUUGUAUCUAUUGUGUUAUCUUGUAUUCCAAUAUUAUAGUAAAAUAAGUUUUCCUCCAUAGAUUGUUGCCGCUGUUCUUUUCCUCCCUUCCUUCCUUCCCAUUUUUGUGGGACUGGGGUGGGGAGGGGGGAGGGCAGAGGCCUGUCGCCCCUGUCACGGACAUAGAUUGAUCUGGUCAAAUCCGUGACAGAUUUUUGGCGCCCAACGUGGGGCUCGACUGCUUUUUAACUUUUUGAACGAAUCUCUUUUUUUUCUCUGCUCUUAGAGAGCUUCGUUAGGGAGCAUUAUCAGUAGUUCAGGUUUCUGUGCUGGAAAACCUGACCUUGAAAGAUUAGGCGUACUGCCAGUGUUCUGGGAUAUUUGUAAACUUUGAGCACUACUUAGUCUGAGUAGUGCCUUUUUUCUUUUUUUUUUCCCUCCUCUUGUUAGUUUCAAUUCAUUAACCCUUUUUUAGCAAGCACCAGCGAUGAACCCACUCGUUAUCGUGGGGGUGCUGGGUAAAGGAUUUAAAGCAAUGGUGUUAGUCACAACCUACUGGCCAAUAAUCCAUCUCACACUUGUGUGUUUUGGAAUUGCAUCCGUAUAUAACUAUCUAAGGGCACUGAUGGAGACACCUAUGUUUUACCUAUUUGCAAUGUGGUAUGAUUUGAACUUUGACAUCUACAUUCCAGAAGGAAUGGCUAAUUUCACAAACAACUACAUCCCAGAAGGAAUGGCUAAUUUCACAAACAACUACAUCCCAAAUGGAAUAGCUAAUUUUACAAACAACACGAUGUUCAGACCAGUCUCCGGGUUUUCUUCUCGGUUUGUCAAACGUUUUUUGAAUCCUGAAUUAAUAGUCAUGUUGGUGUGCGUGUCAUCAAUUCUCCUGAAUGUAUUCUUUAUUUGUAAUAAGGGGAAGGAGUCUUCUCCAAAACUAGAGAAUGAUGACUGGCAGGGGAUAUGGAGAGGUUUAGGAAAGGUCUUAGAAGCAUGGGGACCCGCAGUGUCAUGGGAUUUUACUCUUGAACACCUGUGGGAUCCUGAGAAACUAAGCCAGUAUUUGAGUCAGGGACUAUGCGGCUUACAUAAAUCUAAGGAGGUACAACUUAUUUGGGGUUUGGCUUGUGCUUACCGUGCCCUAUAUAAUACCAUUCGGGAGAGAGAGAGUUUCCGAGCUGAGGUUCAAGCCAAAGGGGAAAAUCCCCAAGUCAAAUCUAAUCAAUCACAGGAGACACCAGUAACAAUACCGGUUGCUCCUGUGGAGGGCAAGAAAUGGAAACGAGUGUCUUCGCGUCUUGAACGAAAAAGAGAAGAAGAGGAGGAGGAGGAGGAAGAUCCAGGCGAGGGGCCCUCCUCAGAACCACCACCAUCGCGAAAGGCAAAAGCGAAAACUAAGAGACAUGCAGAAGAGAGUGAUGAAGAGGAAGUCUCUAUUACUACUCGCCGGCCUCUAAAGAUGACUGAAAUCCAAGGUUCAAGAAAGGAGUUCACACGGCGCCUGAAUGAAAGUAUUGUUUCCUGGUUGGUUCGCUGUUGGGACAGUGGGGCCCAUAGCUUGUCUCUGGAUGGUAAUGAAGCUCGCCAACUAGGUGCCAUUGCCAGAGAUCCAGCUAUUGAUAGAGGAAUUAGUCGAUGUUCGGAUGAGGCUGCCUCCCUCUGGGAACGAGUGUUAACAGCUGUGAAGGAAAAGUAUCCCUUCAAAAAUAGCUUGAAGAUUGCAAUGAAAAAAUGGGAUACAGUUGAAAAGGGUAUCCAGUAUUUGAGGGAAAUAGGCGUGGUGGAAAUGUUGUAUGACCCUGACUUUGUUCCUAACCACCCACAACAAAACCGCGACCCUGAAAGAGUGAGGACAACGCCUGAGAUAUGGCAGAAAAUUGUGACAACAGCGCCGGACAAAUAUGCCGCUACACUAACGUCAGCGUGUGACAGAUACCAGGAACAACAGAGAACGCCCUUAAUUUAUGAAUUAAUUGUUACGCUUCAAAACUACGAACAAUUGCUGUCUCCAAUUCAUUCUGCCGUUGCUGCAAUAUCAAGAAUGACAGAGCAAGUGUCUCAACUGAUUAACCGUGACAAACCUGUAGCAGUAUCAGAGACGCUGGAUGAAGAUCAGGAUAAUCAAAUGAGUCUAGCGAAGGAGGUGAAGGAGAUGAAGGAGAUAAUCCGAGCCCACCUAACUAAAGACGAUAAACCUUCCUUCUUACGUGCACGAUCAAAAAUCUCAGCUGUUAGAGGCAGACGCUCUCCGGCUCAAGUAAGGAAUAAUGCACCGCGAAUUACCUUAUGGUAUUACCUACGUGACCAUGGAGAAGACAUGGGGAAGUGGCACGGUCAACCUACUCCUGUACUACGAGCCCGGGUGAAAGAAUUACAAGGCAGAUCUACCACCAGUGCAGUUGCUCCAGUUACCACAGGUAAUGAAUAGAGGGGCCCUGCCCUCAGUCGGGGGGGGAAAGGGAUAAUAGAGUAUAUUGGACUGUGUGGA